CCUCCCUCCCUACCUCCUUCCCAUUCUCAACCAGGAGAUACACAAUGUGGGUGACUCAUGUGUUUUAUCAUUUCACCACACCAAUCUAUAGAGUUUUUUCCAACUCCAGUAUACCGCAAGAGAAUGGAGUUUCAUAUCUUGAAUAACAAAGCACUCUGUAGACAUUGGAUAAUAAUGGUUGCAGCAAUCAGAUGUUUGACGUACUUUGCAGAACAGAGCAAAAUAUAAAAACAUCAGUUUUAACUUUUAGUAGCGACACUUGGUGGCGCUGCAGGCUAAGGUGGGGGAGACACUAUGUCUCUGCAGACCGGUUUCUUAGAAACUGUGAAACAGACUAGAAGACUGGGACAAAGGCAGAGGAAGGGACAUUAUUAGCUGGAGCUGGGAAAGGAUACAAGCCUGGGCCCUGUGCUGCUCACCAACGGUUUAGAACCUGUCAAAUAACUGUGACUCACAGAAUCAGGAUCUAAUUUGAGGCUCAGCUGGGCAAUUCAAGCUGAAAAGGAGGCAGCCAAAGGAACAAUGGAGCCCGAAAGAAAAGCAAUUCUACCGCAAAGGCAAGUCCUGUUUCUUGUUUUUUUGCUGUGGGUGUCUGAGGCCAGCUGCGAGCUGGGGAGGUUUUUGGUGGCGGAGGAGACUGAGAUCGGCUUCUUUGUGACAAAUGUAGCAACGGCCUUGGAGUUAAAGUUAGGGGAUCUAUCAGCCAGAGGGGCCCGAAUCGCUUCCAAAGGAAAUAAGCAGUUUUUGCAGCUCAACGGUGAGACCGGAGAUUUGGUCCUAAAAGAGAAACUGGACCGGGAGGAGCUGUGCGGCUCCGUGGAACCCUGUCUGCUGCCUUUCCAGAUCUUACUAGAAAACCCUUUAAAGAUAUUUCGGGCUGAGCUUCGGGUGAGAGACAUUAAUGAUCAUUCGCCCGUGUUCCUAGAAUCAGAGAUGCUUCUGAAAAUCCCGGAAAAUAGUAUUCCCGGUACUGUUUUGUCUCUGAAAAACGCCGAAGAUUUGGAUGUAGGAAGUAACGCUGUGCAGAACUAUACCAUCAGCCCCAAUUCCCAUUUCUAUGUUCAAACUCACAGCCGCAGUGAAGGCAGGAAAUUCCCAGAGCUGGUGUUGAUCAAAGCUCUGGAUCGUGAGGAGCAGUCGGAACUUACACUAACCCUCAUGGCCAUAGAUGGUGGGUCCCCGCCCAGGUCUGGGACGGUUCGCGUCCGCAUAGCGGUUUUGGACGUUAAUGAUAAUGCUCCUGUAUUUACUCAACCUAGAUAUGAGGUUCGGAUCCCUGAAAACAAUUCCAUUGGCUCCCUGGUCGUCACCGUCUCUGCUAGAGACUCAGACGCUGGAAAUUACGGAGAAAUAUUGUAUUCGCUUUUUCAUAGUUCUGAGGAAAUUAUGAAAACUUUUGUAAUAAAUUCCAUCUCAGGAGAUGUUCGACUCGGAAAAAAGCUAGAUUUUGAGACAAUUCAACGGUAUGAGGUAGAUAUCGAAGGAACUGAUGGCGGUGGCCUUUCCGGGAAAUGUACUCUAAUUGUUCAGGUGAUAGAUCUGAACGACAAUGCCCCUGAACUGACGAUAUCGUCACUUAACAGCGCCAUCCCAGAGAAUGUGCCCCAGUCUGUGGUGGCUGUUUUCAGUAUUUCAGAUUUGGACUCAGGAGAAAACGGAAGGCUGGUUUGCUCCAUUCAAGAAGAUAUCCCUUUUACUCUACAACCAUCCAUAGAAAAUUUUUAUACCUUGGUAACAGAAGGAGCGCUGGACAGAGAGAGUAAGGCCCAGUAUAAUGUUACAAUUACUGUCACGGAUUUGGGGUUCCCAAGGCUCAAAACUAUGCACAACAUCACGGUGUUCAUCUCUGACAUCAAUGACAACCCACCAGUAUUUACUCAGACAGCAUAUACACUCUACCUCAGGGAGAACAACAGUCCUGCCUUCCACCUUGGCAGUGUUAGUGCCAAUGAUAGGGACUCAGGGACCAAUGCCAAAGUCACCUAUUCACUGCAGCCUCCAGGGCCUGAAAAUUUAUCCCUCUUUUCCUAUGUCUCCAUCAAUUCAGACAACGGACAUCUCUAUGCUCUGAGAGCCCUGGAUUAUGAAGCCAUCCAAACUUUCCAGUUCACUGUGAGGGCGACUGAUGGAGGCUCCCCAGCCCUCAGCAGCCAGGUUCUUGUUCAAGUCAUUGUCCUAGAUGAAAAUGACAACUCCCCUUUUGUGCUGUAUCCUUUGCAAAAUGGGACAACUCCCUGCUAUGACUUGGUGCCCAGGGCAGCACAGCCAGGUUACCUGGUGACCAAGGUGGUGGCUGUGGAUGGAGACUCAGGGCAAAAUUCCUGGCUUUCCUACCAACUGCUAAAAGCCACAGACCCAGGGCUCUUCACUGUGUGGGCCCAUAAUGGGGAAGUACAAACAGCAAGGCCCAUCAGUGACAGAGAUGCCAUCAAGCAGAGUCUCUUGGUGUUGGUGAAGGACAAUGGGCAGCCACCUUUGUCCACAGCAGCCACACUGAACGUGCUCUUGGUGGAUGGAUUCUCUGAACCAUAUAUAAAGCUCCAAGAAUCUACCAAUGAGCUGGUCCAGACUGAUUCUCUCACUCUCUCCUUGGUAAUUUCUUUGGCUUCUGUCUCUUUUCUUUUCUUAUUCUCCAUCAUUGUGUUCACUGUACUACAUCUAUGGAGGAAGAAAAGAAAAGCUUCAGACAGCAGCCACUUUGUGCCCAGUGGUCCCUUCCUAGGCCAUUUACUGGGUGUCAGUGGCACUGGGACUCUGUCCCACAGCUACCAGUAUGAGGCAUGUCUGACCAGUGGUUCUGGGACUAGUGAAUUUAAGUUCUUGAAGCCAAUUAUCCCCAGUGUCCCUGCUCACAGUGAUAGCAAGGAUUCAGAGGAAAUUACUACCUUUCAGAAUAGCUUAGGCUUAAGUUAGAGAUGAUUUCUCCUGC
This is a messenger RNA of Phascolarctos cinereus (koala), 2929 nucleotides long. Its product is annotated as protocadherin beta-3-like. The record is from RefSeq and is a predicted model, not a curated record. Gene Ontology annotation, molecular function: calcium ion binding. Gene Ontology annotation, biological process: homophilic cell-cell adhesion. Gene Ontology annotation, cellular component: plasma membrane. Lineage: Eukaryota; Metazoa; Chordata; Mammalia; Diprotodontia; Phascolarctidae.